AGGAGUUAAACUCAUUCUUUUUUAAGAAGCCGAGUUAGUGGGAGUGUUAAGCGAGGAAAGCUUACUUACAAGAUUUUACUUACUACGACAGAUCACAUAUUAAUUAAACCCGAGUAAAUCAACCAGUCUCAAGUUGCCUCUUCGAUUUUAGACGAAUUUAUUUCCUCUACAAGAUUCCAUUUCGUAUCUAAAUGUUCCACGGUAGCCAACCAUACAACGAAUCGUUAUCUCCAGUUGAAAGAUACACAAUCUAAUCCCACAAAUUAAAUCAGUGUGAACCAUUUAAUUAUCAAGUCUCCUUGUUUCAUAUUCUUUUGAAUUUUUAAUGCAUCCCCAAAGCGUCUCGUUACUGAAAGAAGAAGAAGAAAACAGCAAUAAUUCCAAUCCCAGCGAAAACAGUGCUAAUCGUGGUGAAGAAAACUAUAAUAACUCAAAUAUAAACUUAUCCCUGCCCGAGAACAUUGCUGGCAGUAGUCGUGUGAACUUAUUAUAGUAAUAAUUGUUCUGUGCGAGUUCUCUGAGUGAAAAAAAUUAGCACAAAAGUAAUAAUUUUUUUUUUAAGAAACGAAUUGAAAAUGUCGAUCACUGCUGCGACCAAUAAUCCGGCGACUAAUUCGUCCCCAUUCUCCAUGAAGCAACUCCAACACGUCGUGGAAGACGAGGUUUUGUCCGUCUUCCCUGAAUUUGGGAGGCAGGCGUUAACAUCUCCGGCGGCGAGGAUGGGACGGGUGAGGAGUGGGUGUCCCUCGGCGGCGGUGAGGAUCGAUCCGAAUUCGGUCCCAAAGGUGUUACGGCGAAAUUCUUCGUAUGAAAACAUCUUCCUUGGCAGGAAUGAAAGGAGGGUUUGCGUCAUCUACACGGGGGGCACGAUUGGCAUGGUGCGGAGUCCGAGAGGAGGUCUCGUCCCUGUUCCCAACAUGCUGGAAGAAACCGUCCGCAAGUUCCCCCACCUGCACGACGAGAGUUAUGCCAAGUUGAGAUUCGGCAAUGACAUGGGGACUCCACUCAUCCUCCCCGAAAUGCACGGUGAGACGAAUCGUGUCACGUACACGAUCUAUGAGUAUGAACCACUCCUGGAUUCUACCAACAUGACGAUGGACGACUGGAUAAGAAUUGCGGAGGAUAUCAAGGACAACUACGAAGCGUUCGAUGGGUUCGUGGUACUUCAUGGAACGGACACCAUGGCCUACACGGCAUCCGCGUUGUCCUUCAUGAUGGAACAUUUGGGAAAGUCGAUCGUCAUCACGGGAUCGCAAAUUCCACUCUUUGAAUCAAGGAGUGAUGGGAGGGAUAACUUUUUGGGGGCUUUGAUCCUCGCGGGAACUUACAAUAUUCCCGAGGUCACGGUCUACUUUGGGCACCGAUUGUUCCGAGGGAAUAGGAUCACAAAGGUCAGUUCGGAUAGCUUGAAUGCAUUCGAUUCGCCCAACAUGAGCCCGUUAGCGACCAUGGGAAUCAAUAUUGAGGUCGACUACCAAAACAUUUUCCGACCCAGGGAUAUCGCCCCAUUCCGAGUGCACUCUGCCAUGAACAGGAACGUCGGCCUGCUCCGCCUCUUCCCAUCCAUUACACCGGAAACUGUCAAAGUUUUCCUUCAAGCACCCACCCUUGGCGUCGUACUGCAAACGUAUGGGGCCGGGAACUUCCCUACGAAUCGUGCCGAUCUGCUGGAGGAGUUGAAGGCCGCCUCCAAGAGGGGAGUCCUCAUUGUCAAUUGUACCCAAUGUGGUCAUGGCGCUGUUGCCGCGAUCUAUGAGACUGGACUGAGUGAAGACACGGGGGUCAUUCCUGGCUAUGACAUGACCCCAGAGGCUGCAUUGACCAAACUUAGCUACGUCUUGGGAAGGACCGACUGGGAUCUUGACACCAAGAGAGAAAUGCUCCAACGCAACUUGAGGGGAGAGCUGACCAAGCUGUCCACCAAGCCACAACAGUUCUUCAGAUCGGACGAUUUCGGGGGUUUGAGUCACUGCAAUGGUCAAUAUGACUCCGUUCUUGGAAACACCGUCAGCUCCGAUGCGGUGAACCAAAUUGUCAAGAUUGUCGCGGGGAGUUUAGGACUCCGAACGCCAGAUGAAGUGGAAGGAAUUAAGAAUAUUUUGGCCCCCAGUUUAUCUUGCGCUUUGGUGGCGCAGUGUGCCGGCAUGGAUUUGGAUGAUGCAGAAUAUGCGAGAAAUUUAGAGGCACUUUUUGGGAAGUCGGAGGCAGAAAUUUCCGUGGCCGAUUAUUCUGGCCGAACACCGCUUCAUUUCGCGUCUGCACUCGGCGACAUGCGAGCCGUUGAAUGGUUCUUGACUCACGGGGCUUCAGUCCAUUUACGCGACAGAAUCCAAAAGAUAGUAAAAGACUUUAUAGUUGGGGUAGUUUGGGUGAAUAUACUGAUCUCAUCGACAGGACUCAUUAGCCGUGGAUAUUCUGCUCUGCGAGAUGCGAUUGAUUUCGACCGACACGAAGUUAUCGUGACACUGAGAAAUUGUGGAGCACAUCUGACCCUCGAACCAACCGCGUUGGGGGCCGAGUUAUGCAUGGCUGCGAGCAAGGGGGACACCACCCGACUUAAAUCUUUCACCCUGGCAGGUGCCAAUUUAAGUCAGCCCGAUCCCUGCGGGAGAACGGCACUCCAUGCGGCGACCGAGUCGAGGAAGCCGGGCACUGUGGAGUACCUCCUGGCCAACGGGCUGUCCCCAGACACAAAGAGCAACCUGGGGCAGAGUCCAAGAGAAAUUGCGAACCUCCUGGGUUGUCAGGAGCUUAUCGAUUUAUUAGCAUCGAAUCAACAAGAAGAUGAGCAAGCGAACUUGUCGUGACCACUUUGUCCCGAUUAGGAUAUGAAUUUUAAGCAUUUACAUUAUUUAAUUUUUUUUCGUGGGUAUUUGUUCUCUAUUAAAAUCUCGAAAUUUUAUCUUAUAACGAUGACUGUAGACUGAGACGUAAGUAUGAAUAUGUAGUAUAUCUCUUAUUCUAUGGAGUAGAUUACACGCACUCCAAAAGCGUAGCACGCAUUAUUGUACAAUAUUCGCUGGCGAUGAUGAUGUUAUGAGUAAUUAUUUAUAUUAUUUUAAGUAUUUUAUUGCUCAACGGACGCUUAUCGGAUCGUAAAGAGAGCUUUAGUAUUGAAAAGCUUAAUAUAUUGUUAUAUAUUUAAAUCAAAGGGACGAUGAGAGUUACCAUUUUAUGAUUUUAUUUUAUGAUAUGAAAACCCAACCUGAAAUGGGAGAGUUUUUCGAUUAGAGAAGAAUUGUACCACUUAUUAAGUUAUUUACCAGUGAAAUUGUGAAACCAAAUUGAACCGAUAUUUACUGAAUUAAAGAUACGAAAUUAUUAUGAACACAA
This is a messenger RNA of Folsomia candida, 3333 nucleotides long. RefSeq names its product L-asparaginase. The coding region runs from base 576 to 2807 and encodes 743 amino acids. NCBI's taxonomy places the organism in Eukaryota, Metazoa, Arthropoda, Collembola, Entomobryomorpha, Isotomidae. Gene Ontology annotation, biological process: amino acid metabolic process. The transcript has 8 exons. Gene Ontology annotation, molecular function: protein binding; asparaginase activity. The record is from RefSeq and is a predicted model, not a curated record.